AUGAAGUCCACCUUGAACGCACCCGUGUCGACCUGCAACCUGGAACGCGCCCGCGGGCUAGCAAUGUCAGUCAAGCUAGCCAGCAGGGCCACGAGUUGCAGGAGCUCGUUCAGAGGUGACAUGAUUUUAUUAAUUUAGGAGCUGCAAAUGCAAUGCUCACUUAUUAUUAAUGAAUUACCAUUUUGCUUCCUAUGGCGGGCAACUGAGGUCUGGUUGUCGGCCAUGCUGGAAAUGUGAUCUCGCGUUAUUGUGUCAUUGUCAAUACAGUACAUCUACACCACGAUAUGAAACGUUGAUUUGAACCUUCUGACCAACUAGUGGGUCAGGCGGCGCCCCACUGUCUGAUUCAUAUCGCGUGAAAUGUUACAACAUGACGUCAUAAUGACAACACAAUCAGAACGAUUGGAACUAUUUCACGCUGGGAAGAUUUUUACAUGACACAACAGGCACAUCUGGGUGUGUCAAGAACUGCAACACUGCUGGGUUUUCCCACGCUCAACAGUUUCCUGUGUGUAUCAAGAAUGGUCCACCACCCAAAGGACAUCCAGCCAACUUGACACAACUGUGGGAAGCAUUGGAGUCAACAUGGGCCAGCAUCCCUGUGGAACGCUUGACACCUUGCAGAGUCCAUGUCCCAACAAAUUGAGUCUGUUCUGAGGGCAAAAGAGGGUGAACUCAAUAUUAGGAAGAUGCUCCUAAUGUUUUGUAUACUCAGUGUAUAUUUAAUCACUAACCUACUUGUACUACAUUAGCUUCCAUUUUUCAAUAGGCUACAGUCCUUAAAGGUAUAGUUCACCCAAGUGACAAAAAUGAUGCUUUGGUUUCCUUACCCUGUAAGCAGUUAUGACAGCAAUCCAUACUUUGGUUUAGUUUCCCUGAAACUGUUUGUGGCACAAAUUCCAUUCAAGUCAUGGGACCGAUAUUGUGGUCCUCUGUUGCUCAAUUGGUAGAGCACGGUGCUUGUAACGCCAGGGUAGUGGGUUCAAUCCCCGGGACCACCCAUACGUAAAAAUGUAUGCACACAUGGCUGUAAGUCGCUUUGGAUAAAAGCGUCUGCUAAAUGGCAUAUUAUUAUUAUUAUAAUUUUUUGCGCAUUAUGUCCAAAUCAUCCGAAAGUAUCUCAAAUGUAUUGUGAAGCUCAACAAAGUAACUUACAGAUGUUUUGAACAUGAUGUGUGAAAAAUGCUGAAAUCGGUCCCAUGACUUGAAUGGGAUUUGUGCCAUUAGCAUGUGGAAACACGUACUGCCAGGGGAAACUAAACCAAAGCAUGGAUUGCUGUCAUAACUUGUCCAUAGACUGCUUACAGGGUAAGGAAACCUAUCCAUUUAAGGACUGUAACCUACUGUAGUGUAGAAUGUAGAAGUAGGUUAGUGAUAAAAUAUAGUGGGAUAGUAGUCUUUAGUUAGCUUGACUACCCAUCCACAUUGCUCCAGCCAAAUGCCAAGCUGGGUGGGUGAACUAUUCCUUUAAGUCUCUCUGUUCAUGUGUGACCAUAAGCCUGAUUAACAAUAACAGUAACAUAAUUGUUUUCAUGAUGCUUGCACACGCCCCUGUCCAGGAUUUACCGACCAGCAUUAAAUGACAACAGCAGGCUAGUAGAAGAAACUGAACACCAUUUUAAAAGCAUUCUUUAACACAACUCACUUGCCCAGACAAGAAUAAGUUGUUUCUGCCAGACCUGAAACCCUGGGGAAUGUGGAAGGACAUCCCCAAGGGAUAUGGCAGUACCCAUCAUUACAUGCUGUACUGGUGAUGAGCUCCAUACUCAUUGUUUAUCUGUUCUGGUAUUGCUACAUUCUGGAUUUUUGAUUGUUUGUACAUUAUCAACAUUAGCACACAAAAUCUGCUGGUUCUAACCGAGGAACCUGUUUGACCAGGGCGAGGGGCAGCCCUUAAAACAGAGUAAAGGUAACAGGUGACACAAAGUCUAGAGAGAGAGAGAGAGAUACUCCAUAUUUUCCAUUCGUUGAUAAGGUAUGUUGACUUUAAAAUAUUGCAUAUUGCAAAAAGCUUGUAUGUAGAACCAUAGUACUAAUGAUCAAUCCCUUGACUAAGUGAAUCAGGAGAGCAAGGUCAGGGCUACAACAAAAUUGUGAAAUGUCUGGGAGUUCCGUGGAUGUCUUCACCCAAAAUUCCAGUAUCUCAGAAAAUAUUGUAACGAUUAUAUUGUUUGGCAAAAAGUGUUUAUUGCAUUGAAUGAUAGAACCCCUUUGUCUGUGUUAAGUAUAUUUUUUGCCUUUCCCAGUUUUUCCAUUGACUCACCAUGGUUGAGUACAAAGUACAGGUGACUACAGGGGACUUUCUAUUCUCUGGCUCAUCUGACUACAUCUAUGUCACACUGAUCGGAACAGAGGGGGAAAGUGAGCGCACUAACCUUGACAACUUUGGUCUAGAUUUCAUGACUGGGAUGGUAAGUUACCAGUGAGCAAUGAGGGGAAAUACUUAAAGCUGCAAUAUGUAACUUUUUGGCCAACCCGACCAAAUUCACAUAGAAAUGUGAGUUAUAAAUCUGUCAUUCUCACUGAAAGCAAGUCUAAGAAGUGGUAGAUCUGUUCUAUAUGCACUAUUUCUAUGCUUCCCUUUCUUAAAUUUAGUUUUUGCGUCUUUUACUUUGUGUUGUACACCAGCUUAAAAAGGCUGAAAAUACUAUAUUUUUGGUUAUUGAAAAUACACUGCUCAAAAAAAUUAUGGGAACACUUAAACAACACAUCCUAGAUCUGAAUGAAUGAAAUAAUCUUAUUAAAUACUUUUUUCUUUACAUAGUUGAAUGUGCUGACAACAAAAUCACACAAAAAAAAACCUCAGCAUUCUUUGUCCUCCAAACACGACGAGUUGAGUUUUUACCAAAAAGUUCUAUUUUGGUUUCAUCUGACCAUAUGACAUUCUCCCAAUCCUCUUCUGGAUCAUCCAAAUGCACUCUAGCAAACUUCAGACGGGCCUGGACAUGUACUGGCUUAAGCAGGGGGACACGUCUGGCACUGCAGGAUUUGAGUCCCUGGUGGCGUACUGUGUUACUGAUGGUAGGCUUUGUUACUUUGGUCCCAGCUCUCUGCAGGUCAUUCACUAGGUCCCCCCGUGUGGUUCUGGGAUUUUUGCUCACCAUUCUUGUGAUCAUUUUGACCCCACGGGGUGAGAUCUUGCGUGGAGCCCCAGAUCGAGGGAGAUUAUCAGUGAUCUUGUAUGUCUUCCAUUUCCUAAUAAUUGCUCCCACAGUUGAUUUCUUCAAACCAAGCUGCUUACCUAUUGCAGAUUCAGUUUUCCCAGCCUGGUGCAGGUCUACAAUUUUGUUUCUGGUGUCCUUUGACAGCUCUUUGGUCUUGGCCAUAGUGGAGUUUGGAGUGUGACUGUUUGAGGUUGUGGACAGGUGUCUUUUAUACUGAUAACAAGUUCAAACAGGUGCCAUUAAUACAGGUAACGAGUGGAGGACAGAGGAGCCUCUUAAAGAAGAAGUUACAGGUCUGUGAGAGCCAGAAAUCUUGCUUGUUUGUAGGUGACCAAAUACUUAUUUUCCACCAUAAUUUGCAAAUAAAUUCAUUAAAAAUCCUACAAUGUGAUUUUCUGGAGAAAAAAAAACUCAAUUUGUCUGUCAUAGUUGACGUGUACCUAUGAUGAAAAUUACAGGCCUCUCUCAUCUUUUUAAGUGGGAGAACUUGCACAAUUGGUGGCUGACUAAAUACUUUUUUUCCACACUGUAUGUGUGUGUAUAUAUAUAUAUAUAUAUAUAUAUAUAUAUAUAUAUAUAAAUAUAUAUACACAGUGCAUUCGGAAAGUAUUCAGACCCCUUCACUUUUUCCACAUUUUGUUACGUUACAGCCUUAAUCUAAAAUUGAUGAAAUUAUUAUUUCCCACAUCAAUCUACACACAAUACCCCAUAAUGACAAAGUGAAAACAGGUUUUUAGACAUUUUUGCUAAUUAAAAAAAUGUAAAAACAGAAAUACCUUAUUUACAUAAGUAUUCAGACCCUUUACUCAGUACUUUGUUGAAGCACCUUUGGCAGCGAUUACAGCCUCGAGUCUUCUUGGGUAUGACGCUACACGUUUGGCACACCUGUAUUUGGGGAGUUUCUCCCAUACUUCUCUGCAGAUCCUCUCAAGCUCUGUCAGUUUGGAUGGGGAGCGUUACUUCACAGCUAUUUUCAGGUCUCUCCAGAGAUGUUUGAUUGGGUUCAAGUCUGGGCUCUAGCUGGGCCACUCAAGGACAUUCAGAGACUUGUCCCGAAGCAUUUACAUUUUAGUCAUUUAGCAGACGCUCUUAUCCAGAGCGACUUACAGUUAGUGAAUACAUUUUUUUUAUUUUUAUACUGGCCCCUUAUGGGAAACGAACCCACAACCCAUGCUCUAUCAACUGAGCUACAUCCCUGCCGGCCAUUCCCUCCCCUACCCUGGACGACGCUGGGCCAAUUGUGCGCCGCCCAUGAGUCUCCCGGUCGCGGCCGGCUGCGACAGAGCCUGGAUUCGAACCAGGAUCUCUAGUAGCACAGUUAGCACUGCGAUGCAGUGCCUUAGACCACUGCGCCACUCAGGAGCUACUCCUGCGUUAUCUGGGCUGUGUGCUUAGGGUCGUUGUCCUGUUGGAAGGUGAACCGUCGCUCUAGUCUGAGGUCCUGAGCACCCUGGAGCAGGUUUUCAUCAAGGAUCUUUCUGUUCUUUGCUCCGUUCAUCUUUCCCUCGAUCCUGACUAGUCUCCCAGUCCCUGCCGCUGAAAAACAUCCCCAUAGCAUGAUGCUGCCACCACCAUGCUUCACUGUAGAGAUGCUGCCAGGUUUCCUCCAGAUGUGAUGUUUGGCAUUCAUAGAGUUCAAUCUUGGUUUCAUCAGACCUGAGAAUCUUGUUUCUCAUGUUCUGAGAGUCCUUUAUUGCCUUUUGGCAAACUCCAAGCGCACUGUCAUGUGCCUUUUACUGAGGAGUGGCUUCCGUCUGGCAACUCUACCAUAAAGGCCUGAUUGGUGGAGUGCUGCAGAGAUGGUUGUCCUUCUGGAAGGUUCUCCCAUCUCCACAGAGGAACUCUGGAGCUCUGUCAGAGUGACCAUCGGGUUCUUGGUCACCUCUCAGACCAAGGCCCUUCUCCCCCGAUUACUCAGUUUGGCAAGGCCGCCAGCUCUAGGAAGAGUCUUGGUGGUUCCAAACUUCUUCUAUUUAAGAAUGAUGGAGGCCAUUGUGUUCUUGGGGACCUUCAAUGCUGCAUACAUGUUUUGGUACCCUUCCUCAGAUCUGUGUCUCGACACAAUCCUGUCUCGGAGCUCUACGGACAAUUCCUUCGACCUCAUGGCUUGGUUUUUGCUUUGAUAUGCACUGUCAACUGUGGGACCUUAUAUAGACAGGUGUGUGCCUUUUCCAAAUCAUGUCCAAUCAAUUGAAUUUACCACAGGUGGACUCCAAACAAGUUGUAGAAACAUAACAAGGAUGAUCAAUGGAAACAGGAUGCACCUGAGCUCAAUUUCGAGACUAAUAGCGAUAGGUCUGAAUACUUAUGUAAAUAAGUUAUUUCUGUUUAAAAAAAUUGUUUAAAUUUGCUAACAUUUCUAAAAACCUGUUUUCACUUCAUCAUUAUGGGGUAUUGUGUGUAGAUUGAUGUGGAAACUUUUGUAUUUAAUCCGUUUUAGAAUAAGGCUGUAACGUAACAAAAUGUGGAAAAAGUCAAGGGGUCUGAAUACUUUCCGAAUGGACUGUAUAUAUAUAUUUACAUUUUGUAGUUUUUAUCGAUAGAUACAGUGGAUAAAUUAUUGAGCUGAGGAGAGAAUGGAACAUAGAAUGGAAAGUGGUUCUGUCUGUGUUUGAACCCAUGCCUCCAGGAGCAGUGUGUUGUUCUGGGGCAGCAGCACUACUGUCAGCACCGGGCACAUAUUAGAAACAUUUACAUGUGAAUAGAUAUUUUGAAGUGGUCUUUUGUUGAGGUGCUAUGUCUUAUCUUUGAGGACCAGCAGAACCAGUUUCUAAACCAGCAGAACCACUUUACACUGCUCACUGGUUUCACUUUUUCCCUUUUAAGAACAUUAAUUUGUCCAGAUUGUUAAAAAACCCCACUUAAAAUCCUUUCUGUCAACUUACCUGUACAUGUCCUGAUAGAUAGACAACCUUAAUUUGAAUAAUUUAUAUUUAAUGUUUAGGGGAUAGUCAUAAUGAAUGUGAUCCUGCUCUUCAGCCCAAGCAUGUAGCUAGCUAUUCAACACCCUGUACAUCUCCAUUCUCCACAGACAGGGACCUACACUGUGACCACCCUCUCGUCUCUGGGGUGCCUCCUCCUGGUCAAGCUGGAGAAAGAGCAGUACCUGUUGCUGCCGGAAAACGAGUGGUUCUGCUCCAAGGUUGUCGUGACGAUGCCUGAGGGUGACGUAAUCCUCUUCCCCUGUUACAGAUGGGUGUCCAGAGGGGAAGUUGUGGAGCUGAGAGGAGGAAAAGGUGUGUCCUGAUUCAGCAUUUGUUCUGGGGAUACUCUAAUGUUAUUUAUAAUCCUGCUGCUACUAUAAGUGUGUACAUCUUGGCCUCUUCUCCACUUCACAGCCAGCAAGAUUUUUGAGGAUGAGCUCCCUCUACUGGUGGACCAUCGUAAAAAGGAGUUGGAGCGUAACAAGAAACUGUUCCAGUGAGUGUUUUUACCAGUUGUUUGUGUAGGACUGUCUACAGCUCAACACACAGCACACACCAGUCAGUCAACUUUUCUGUACAACACUUUUAGAUUGAUUGUGUGUGUGUCUUCUUGUCUCACCAUUAGGUGGAUUGUGUAUGCCGAGGGAGUUCCCCACAUCAAUAACGCCACUGAAGUCUCAGCUCUCCCUUCUGAAGUUAAAUUUUCCUUCUCCAAAAUGUCUGAGUUUAUCUACACCAAAGCUGCAGCGUAAGUUCAAAGCAGAUGGCACAUCUAAAGCAGUUUAAAUGCCCACAACAGUACCAGUGUAACAUACUGUAUGUUCGACAGAGGAGGCUGGUGAGGGGUGGACAGCUUAUAAUAAUGGCUGGAAUGUAGUGAAUGGAAUGGUAUCAAACACAUGGAAACCACAUGUUUGAUGUGUUUGAUACCAUUCCAUUUAUUCCAUUCCAACCAUUACUAUGAGAUGGUCCUUCGAUUUUAAGUUGCACCAGCCACCACUGAUGUUCAUCCAAAUGCACAGAACCUUUCCUAUGACCGUGAGGGAAUAAACAUGGCAUAUAACCUGUCUCUUCUAACCCCAUCUGCCCCUACCAGUAUAGCUGAGCUCAAACUGAAAGGCCUGGUGGACUCCACCGAGCAGUGGAAAGACCUGGAUCUGAUGAAACAUGUCUUCUGGAGCAAUAGAACACCCAUUUCAGGUAAGAGACCUGAUCCCUUGAAUUGUAUAUCAACUAUAAGGGUAAUUUAGAGAUAUCAUAUUUUAAAUUCCUCCCUCCUAGAGUAUGUUUCUGAGCACUGGAGGGAGGAUGACUUUUUCGGGUCCCAGUUUCUGAAUGGAACCAACCCCAAUGUGAUCCAGCGCUGCACAACGCUUCCCCCCAACUUCCCUGUCACAGAUGAGAUGGUACAGCCCUUCCUGGAGGAUGGCAGUUCCCUGGCGAUGGAGAUGCAGGUAUAAAUUAUGAACAGUUAGAUUGUAAGUUAUCUUACAACUCUAAAGUGGGAUAUGGUGUUCCACAAGGUUCAGUGCUUGGAUCCCUUCUGUUCACUUUAUACAUGCUACCCUUUUGUAACAUAAUCCGUGGACAUCCGUUCUUCUUUUUCUUUGUCUCUUAUAGCAUGAGCUACUGCUUAACUACCCACAGGGAACAGACGUCAGUUCCACGUCUACUUUUGAUUUACAUUUGAUUGAGUUAUCAACUAACGUGAAAUCAACAAAUAAAUUCACCAUGUCAUUGGAUUUAAAAAUCCAUGUUGAUGACUUUUUGCAAAUCCAAACAGUUUUUCACGUUGAUUCAAUGUCAUCACACUGAAUAUUUUUGUUGAAAUUACUCGUAAACAACGUUUAUUCAACCAGUUUCUGGCCAGUGGGUACUUUAAAUUCCAUGUUCCCACAAAGUCUUUAACCUCUGUUUCCUUUCCUCCCUACAGGAAGGAAACAUAUUCCUUUGCGACUACAAGAGGCUUAAGGGUGUGCCAACCCGGGUGGUCAAUGGUAAACCACUGUCCCUCACUGCUGCCCUCUGCCUGUUCUACAAGAACCCAGAGGACAAACUGCUGCCUAUUGCCAUCCAGGUACAGUACACAUACCUGGAAACAGGUGCAGAUGUUACAAUGUUGCAAAUGCUUAGUAAAUCUGUUCCUCAGAAGUGAUGAUUACUUCUGACCUCUGGGUUUCUCUGAUCUGGUCAUGUAUGACUCAGUUGGUAGAGCAUGGCGCUUGCACCGCCAGGGUUGUGGGUUCGAUUCCCAGGGCCACCCAUACGUGAAAUAUAUGCAUGCAUGACUGUAAGUCACUUUGGAUAAGUGUCUGCUAAAUGGCAUAUAUUAUCUCACAGCUGGAGCAGCAGCCAUCUGAUCACCCUGUUGCAGGAAAACUUGUAGUGUAUUUGAGGUUAAAAAAGGCUUCUGAAGUUUGUAAUUUCCACUUAGAAAUUUCAGACUUGAUUUUCCCUUAUGAAAAAUGUAUCAGACCCUACAGAAAUGUCCAUUAAUUAUAAUCCACAUAAUAAUUCACAUUUCCUGUUGCUGAAGGAUUACUUUCCUCCUGUAGCAAACUGGCUCAAAUUAAGAUCCUACAUCUGUAGUACCAUCCUAACUGUUCCACAAUACUCAACCAAAUGUCAUUAUUAAAAAAAAUAAGAAAAAUUAAAACAACCAUGAAAAAAACCCAUUUAAAAACAAGAGAAAGAAAGUCUCGUUAACAGAAAAUAAAGGAUUUUUUAAAAACGCUUCUACUCAAAACAAAGCUUCUUUCCACAGUUAUUAUUACAUUACAGUCCCUAAUCAAUAUAAUGUAUGUACAGUAUUCAAGGCUAUUCAAACCAUAGAUCUGAGAAGGGGGAGUCAGUCCAUGUUUGGAUCCAUAUUUGAAUGUUGAUAUGACGUUAAUAUUUUUAUUUGCCAAAAUGCUACAUGUUUGUGUACUGAGAAUUGUACCUGAACAAUGUUGUCAUAAAAGCUGUGUUUUUGUUAAAAACUUGCCUUUAUUCCUUUGGUUAUGGGUUUCUCUGACCUCACAGCUGGAGCAGCAGCCAUCUGAGCAGAACCCCAUAUUUCUGCCUAGCGACUCGGAGCACGACUGGCUGCUAGCCAAGAUAUUUGUGAGGAACGCAGAUUUCUCAGAGUACCAGAUCAGCUACCAUCUACUGGGCACUCAUUUACUGGCCGAGGCCUUCGCUAUGGCAACCCUCCGGAGCCUUCCUAUCAUGCACCCUCUCCACAAGGUAUGACAACCUGACACAGACUGGGGUCCCACCAAACAAUGAACAGCAAGCAAAUGCAUGUUAUUAUCCCUGAGCUGUAAAUUCAGUCAUGAAACCUAUCGUUCAACUUCUCUCUAGAGAUCUUGGAUAGAUUUAUGGGACAUCAACACAUCAUUAAUGGUUAUUUCUUCUAUGACAUUAAUAAAUAUUUUGCUUAUUUUUCUUUUGUUCUUUCUAUUUCUCCUCUGUCUCUGUAUAGUUGCUGAUACCCCACUUCCGUUACACCCUGCAGAUCAACCUUCUUGCGCGAAAAAGACUGAUUAGUCCUGAUGGACCCUUAGCAAAUGUACGUACCUUAACACUGAAAUGAAUGCAUUGAUUCAGCCGAUACAAUUCCAUGUUUACCACUUGGUGUGCUGUAUUGACGUAAACUUUUCCUUUCUUUAGGGUGCUAUGGGACUGGAGGGGUUGAAGGAACUCUUGAAAAGGGCACAUUCAGAAAUCACCUACAGCUCCCUCUGUCUGCCGGAGAACAUUGUUGCACGAGGACUGGAAUCCAUCCCCAACUUCUACUACAGGGAGGACGGCCUGAAGCUGUGGAACAUCAUCCACAGGUGGCGCUAUUUAUUUGAAUAACCCCUAUUGGCAAAGUGAGAAUAACACUUCUCAAUUAAUCUAAAUAACACAACAGUACGGGCUGAAGCUUUAAAUCAAUACAGUUAGUAGCUAGCUUGGUUUACUGAACAUGCCAUUAAAAAUGUGUUGUGGUGUACAGCUUUGUCCAGGGGAUGGUGGAGCACUUCUAUUCUUCUGACAGUGAAGUGUCCAGGGACUCUGAGCUCCAGGACUGGAUCAACGAGAUCUUCAUCCAUGGGUUCCUUGGAAACAACAAGUUAGGUACUUUACUUAUGAAGUAUCAGUCAAUAAAACCAAGAAAGCUACACUGUUGUGACGUGUUGUAUUACCUAUCCUCCUCAUCCACUGAUGUUGCCUCCACAGGAAUCCCUAAGCGAUUUGACAAAGUGGAGGAAGUUGUCAAAUUCGUUACCAUGAUUAUCUUCACCGUGUCAGCUCAACAUUGCGCCCUCAAUAUGGGGCAGGUAAGUUAAGGAAGAGAGCAUUUCAAGUAGCCACGUUCACGCUAUAGAAUUCCCCAUCAAAAAUGGAAUUUAGGUUAUAGUAACAUAGUUCAUGUAUUUGUUUUAAUAUAGCUUUGUUACUUAAACGUGAAUUAUUUAGCCUUCUGACCAUUGGUUUAUACAAGGAUGUCUCUCUUUUCUAGUUUGACUACGGUGGUUGGGUACCCAACAACCCCCUGCUUCUGCGCAAAGCUCCUCCCACCACUAAGGGGAGCUCUAGCAUGAACACCAUUCUGGAAGUACUGCCAGACAUCAGCACUACUGUCAACAACAUGGCUUCCACAUGGCUGCUCAGCAAGAGAUACGCGGACAUAGUGAGUUAUUAUUUCACUGUCUAUGUCAAGAUCAUGUCUGUAAUAUGGUGCAGUCACUGUUGCUUUUGACAAACCUAUUCACAAAUACAAGACUGAUUUGUUCACUUCUUCUAAUCUAAAUUAUAAACUGGGUGGUUUGAGCCCUGAAUGCUGAUUGGCGGACAGCCAUGGUAUAUCAGACCGUAUACCACGGGAAUGACAAAGCAUUUAUUGGUUAUAUACCACACCUCCUCGGGCCUUAUUGCUUAAAUAUACAGUACCAGUCAAAAGUUUGGACACACCUACUCAUUCAAGGGUUUUUCUUUAUUUUUACUAUUUUCUACAUUGUAGAAUAAGAGUGAAGACAUCAAAACUAUGAAAUAACACAUAUGGAAUCAUGUAGUAACCAAAAAAGUGUUAAACAAAUCAAAAUAUAUUUGAGAUUCUUCAAAGUUGCCACCCUUUGCCUUGAUGACAGCUUUGCACACUCUUGGCAUUCUCUCAACCAGCUUCAUGAGGAAUGCUUUUCCAACAGUCUUGAAGGAGUUCCCACAUAUGCUGAGCACUUGGCUAUUUUUCCUUCACUCUGCGGUCCAACUCAUCCCAAACCAUCUCAAUUGGGUUGAGGUUGGGUGAUUGUGGAGGCGAGGUCAUCUGAUGCAGCACUCCAUCACUCUCCUUCUUGGUCAAAUAGCCCUUACACAGCCUGGAGGUGUGUUGGGUCUUUGUCCUGUUGAAAAACUAAUUAUAGUCCCGUUAAGCGCAAACCAGAUGGGAUGGCGUAUCGCUGCAGAAUGUUGUGGUAGCCAUGCUGGUUAAGUGUGCCUUGAAUUCUAAAUAAAUCACAGACAGUGUCACCAGCAAAGCACCAUCACACCUCCUCCUCCAUGCUUCACGGUGGGAACCACACAUGCGGAAAUCAUCCGUUCACCUACUCUGCGUCUCACAAAAACACGGCGGGUGGAACCUAAAAUCUCAAAUUUGGAGUCAUUAGACUUAAGGACAGAUUUCCACCGGUCUAAUGUCAAUUGCUCGUGUUUCUUGGCCCAAGCAAGUAUUUGUGUCCUUUAGUAGUGGUUUCUUUGCAGCAAUUCGACCAUGAAGGCCUGAUUCACGCAGUCUCCUCUGAACAGUUGAUGUUGAGAUGUGUCUGUUACUUGAACUCUGUGAAGCAUUUAUUUGAGCUGCAAUCUGAGGUGCAGUUAACUCUAAUGAACUUAUCCUCUGCAGCAGAGGUUACUCUGGGUCUUCCUUUCCUGUGGCGGUCCUCAUGAGAGCCAGUUUCAUCAUAGCGCUUCAUGGUUUUUGCGACUGCACUUGAAGAAAUGUUCAAAGUAAUUGAAAUGUUCCGUAUUGACUGACCUUCAUGUCUUAAAGUAAUGAUGGGCUGUUGUUUCUCUUUGCUUAUUUGAGCUGUUCUUGCCAUAAUAUGGACUUGGUCUUUUACCAAAUAUGGCUAUCUUCUGUAUUCCACCCCUACCUUUUCACAACACAACUGAUUGGCUCAAAUGCAUUAAGAAGGAAAGACAUUCCACAAAUUAACUUUUAAGAAGGCACACCUGUUAAUUGAAAUGCAUUCCAGGUGACUGCCUCAUGAAGCUGGUUAAGAGAAUGCCAAGAGUGUGCAAAGCUGUCAUCAAGGCAAAGGGUGGCUAUUUGAAGAAUCUCAAAUAUAAAAUAUAUUUUGAUUUGUUUAACACUGUUUUGGUUACUAUAUGAUUCCAUAUGUGUUAUUUCAUUGUUUUGAUGUCUUCACUAUUUUUCUACAAUGUAGAAAAUAGUAAAAAUAAAGAAAAACCCUUGAAUGAGUAGGUGUGUCCAAACUUUUGACUGGUCACAUAAAUCAUGAAUUAAACCAUGUUUGUUCUGUCUUCCUUAGAUUACCCUUGGUACAUACCCAGAUCAACACUUUGAUGAGGCUGUCCCCAAGCAGAUGAUUAAGCAGUUCCAAGCAGAGUUGUCCUACCUCAGUGGGUCAAUCAUUGAGAGGAAUGCCACGCUUACACUACCCUAUAACUACCUGAACCCUGCCGAGAUGGAGAAUAGUGUAUCCAUAUGAUUGAGCUUAUGCCCAUAUCAUUGCAACCGGCUUUACCUGCUGGGCAAAUCGUAUGUACAACUGCACUGAGCAGGGUAUUCAAAUGAUUUACUUAAAGAAGCAGUCUGGGAUCUUAAGCACAACAAAUUAGUAACAUAUUGUACAAAUUAUAUUGAAGAACGCACUUGCUUGCUGAAACAUUGGUUGCUAUACCCAUUAAAUGUUUGGGAGCAUAGAGUGUGUGAAUUUCUUACUUUCUUUUUACGAAUUGGAUUCGUAACAUAUCAUAGAAAUUGUACAAGACGUAACUUAUCAUACAAAAUGGAUGGUGUAGUACACAAUUUGAUUACGUAGUAUACCAAAAAAAGGGACCCAUUUUGGCUUGUGAGCACCACUUUCUAAACUACUGGCUGAAAUUAUACAAAGGCUCUGGAGCAUCACUUCAAUCAUCAUGGAUAAAUGGAUAACCAAAUGGACUAUCUAGAAGGCAGCUGAAGUCCUGGAGCCACAGAGUACCACAGAGUCCUGGACUAAAGUCGCAAGAAAUGGCUACCAACUUUAGAAAAUGCACCUUUGCAAUUGUCUUUAUAAAGAAUGCAUGAAUAAAGUGGAUUACAAAUGCAAUUUGUCCUCUUUGUAUCUCAUUCCAUACUGAGUAGCAUUGGAUUGUUGAUCAGAAUGCAGCUCAUAUUUGAGCUGAAUGAUGAUUAUGGAAAGUUUUACAUUUUACAUUUUAGUCAUUUAGCAGAUGCUCUUAUCCAGAGUGACUUACAGUUAGUGAGUGCAUACUUUUUUCAUACUGAUACUUAAUCAUCAUGCAAAAUGUGCUUUGUCCACCGGCAUGGAACCAAAAUCCUGGUUGAUACAGACACAGGCACACCCCUUUAAGAUAGUCAAAUGAAUGUUGAAAGAGAGAGAGAAAGAGAACCAUAUUCCACCUGCACUUGUCUACAUUCACUAAAGAGUGGUCUAUUUUCUAGUACAUUUUUGCCUCUGGUUUGUGUGUUUUUGCCGUUGACUCACCAUGGCAAUACUAGUACAACACCAGUACAAAAUAGAUCUGACUACUGGUGACUUUCUGCACUCUUCUACCUCUGACAGUAUUUACGCCACACUGAUUGGAACGGAGGGGACAACUCUGGCCUACAUUUCAUGACUGGAAAGGUGAGUUAUAAGCAUUCUAUACCCCACCUUCCUUCACAGUGACAUAUUGUCUUCUUUUGUCUGUUUAUUUUGCAUGUUUUUUUUUAACCCUGCACUGAAACAAAUAUAAAAGGGAAUUGAUGAGUGAGUUGUUGUAGUUAAGAAUUGCAAAUAUGUGUAUUAACCCUGAAUGUGAUAGAGGCAUCAUAAAGAUGGCAAACCUUUCUAAAAUAUAAUUUUCAAGGCUGCUUUUAAAAAGUGUGAUUUCACCUAAAACAAAACUGCCGACUUCAAACAAUGCACAGGAUUAUACAUAAUGUCGAUGGGAAGAUGUUCACAGAAUUGGUCAAAUCACUUUGGCAACACUGGAGACUAACACGGUGUGUGAUAUCAUGCUGUAUGUUCAUUCAUUAGAGGUAGACUACAGUAUGUACACUAUAUUGAUAAGGUGAGACAUUUGGCUAUCUUAUGCACAUGUGGGACAUUUGCAGCAGCCAUUUUCUCUGACCGUGACUGGAAAUGAAGAUUGGAGUGUUUUGCAUAUUCACUCACCAUCAUUGUAGUGUCUCGAGGGUGAUGGCUUUCUGUACUAGUAGUGACAUGUACAAAGUGACAGGUCUCAAGGAGGAUAGUCUCCUAAAACAUUUUUAUAGUAUUUUUACAAGGUUUGUUCACUUCCAGGUGCUACCUUGACAGCCCCAAAAGUGAACUUUUUUGCUCAUGUUGAUUUUUACAGUGUUUGGCUCUGCUGUAAAAAUGGCAUGUGGCACAAAAAGGCUUUUGGUCAAAAUGACUUGCCUGAUGUAGGGUUAAACUGCCACAUCUCCAUUCUCCACAGACAGGGACCUACACUGUGACCACCCUGUCACCUCUGGGGCGCCUCCUCCUGGUUAAACUGGAGAAAGAGCAGUAUCUGUUCCUGCCAGAAAACAAGUGGUUCUGCUCUAAGGUUGUCGCGACGACACCUGAGUAUGAUGUCAUUCACUUCCCCUGUUACAAAUGGGUGUCCAGAGGGGAGGUUGUGGAGCUGAGAGGAGGAAAAGGUGUGCCCUGAAUCAGCAUUUGUUCUGGGAAUAUAAUACCCUAGUGAAUGUUAUUUAUCAUAUAACUUCUGCAUAGCUGUAUAACUUAUAUUAUAAGAAUGUAACUAAGAUGUGAUACAUUCGCCUACUUUGACCUUCUUUGCUCAUACUCUGUCCUCUUUCAAUGCCUCUCCACGUCACAGCCAGCAAAAGAUUUUUGAGGAUGAGCUCCCUCUGCUGGUGGACUAUCGUAAAAAGGAGCUGGAGCCUCACAAGAAACUGUUCCAGUGAGUUUUCCACUUCCCAGCUCAACACACUGACAGAACUGUCCAUCUGUAUAAUGCUGUAGAUUACUGUGAGUAUAUGUACACAUGUCUGUGUGACUUUUCACAUUUAUUUGUUUUAAUAAGUUUGUGUGUGUUGUUGGCCCACCCUCAGGUGGAACGAGUUUGCUGAGGGACUUCCCCACAUGAACAGUGCCAAAGAACUCUCAGCCCUUCUUGCUGAAGUUCUCUUUUCUUUUUCCAAAGAGGUAGAGACAAUCUACACAAGAGAAUCAGGGUAGGUUCAAAGCAGCACAUAAAACCCACCAAUACCAAUGUAGCAUUUUUCCAUCUAGAGAUGCAAACACAGAACCAUCCCUAAGACUGUGAGAUGAUAAUGACAUGACAUGAAGGAAAUAUCCCUGUAACCUUUCAACUCUCACCUUUAACCCCAUCUACCCCCCACCAGAAUGCUUGAGCUCAAACUGAAGGGCCUUGCGGACUCCACCAAGCAGUGGGAAGACUUGGAUAAGAUGAAAAAGGUGUUCUGGUUCAGAAAGACACCCAUCUCAGGUAAAAGAGCUGACCCCUCAAGUUAAACAUCAAACAUAGGGUACAUUAUUAGAUGUAAUGGCAGCAAACAGCAACUUGCUCUUACAUCAGUGGGCCCUACCAGCUUAAAAAGGAUACCAAAUGUCCUUUCUCAUCAAAACCAUAUGCUUAUUAGGCUAGUGCAUACUGCCAUAUAUCUGUCCUAGUAAGACUUGUUUGUUGAAUCAGUCUAGAUAUUUGUUUAAGCUUACAUGGACAUAAUACCUCCAUCCUAGAGUAUGUCUCUGAGUACUGGAAGGAGGAUUACUUUUUUGGGUCCCAGUUUCUGAAUGGAAACAACCCCAAUGUGAUCCAGCGCUGCACAACGCUUCCCCCUAACUUCCCCGUCACAGACGAGAUGGUACAGCCCUUCCUGAAGGACGGGAGGUAUUGAAAAAUACGUUGGUAAUAGCCACGCCUCAGAUCUCUAAAUAUGCUGUAUAGAUUUGUAUUUCAUCACAGGUGGGUGGUGCUAGUUAGCAAUACAAUUGAGUUAGGGGAAGAAUUUAUGCCCCUAAACUAGAGGUAAAGUUGAAUUUGGUGUUCCACAGGGUUCAUUGCUUGUGCCCCUGCUGUUCCCUCAUACAACCCCUUGGUACCUUAAAUCGUAUCUCGAUUUGUUGUUGUCUUUCUGCUAGUAGGAGACAUUGCGUGAUUGGCAUGAGCUACUAUAACUACUUUAAUUCAAUAAAUAUAUUUAUUUGUGACUACAAGAGGCUUGAGGGUGUGCCAACCCGGGUGGUCAAUGGUGAAGCACUGCCCCUCACUGCUGCUCUCUGCCUGUUCUACAAUAACCCAGAGGACAAACUGAUGCCUAUCGCCAUCCAGGUACACACACCUGCACCAAUGGCAUACUUAAGUGACAUAGACAUUAGGUUAAAAAAGGAAACUAAAACAUGCAACUGUCUUCAGAAAAUAUUCUAGACAAUUCAGCAUAAAGCUCAUAAUCCAGAUGUAGGAUCUUAAUUUGAUCACCCUGUUGCAGGAAAACUUGUAGUGUAUUUGAGGUUAAAAAAGUCUUCUGAAGUUUGUAAUUUCCACUUAGAAAUUUCAGACUUGAUUUUCCCUUAUGAAAAAUGUAUCAAACCCUACAGAAAUGUCCAUUAAUUAUAAUCCACAUAAUAAUUCACAUUUCCUGUUGCUGAAGGAUUACUUUCCUCCUGUAGCAAACUGGCUCAAAUUAAGAUCCUACAUCUGUAGUACCAUCCUAACUGUUCCACAAUACUCAACCAAAUGUCAUUAUAAAAAAAAUAAGAAAAAAUAAAACAACCAUGAAAAAAACCCAUUUAAAAACAAGAGAAAGAAAGUCUCGUUAACAGAAAAUAAAGGAUUUUUUAAAAACGCUUCUACUCAAAACAAAGCUUCUUUCCACAGUUAUUAUUACAUUACAGUCCCUAAUCAAUAUCAUGUGUGUACAGUAUUCAAGGCUAUUCAAACCAUAGAUCUGAGAAGGGGGAGUCAGUCCAUGUUUGGAUCCAUAUUUGAAUGUUGAUAUGACGUUAAUAUUUUUAUUUGCCAAAAUGCUACAUGUUUGUGUACUGAUAAUUGUACCUGAACAAUGUUGUCAUAAAAGCUGUGUUUUUGUUAAAAACUUGCCUUUAUUCCUUUGGUUAUGGGUUUCUCUGACCUCACAGCUGGAGCAGCAGCCAUCUGAGCAGAACCCCAUAUUUCUGCCUAGCGACUCUGAGCACGACUGGCUGCUAGCCAAGAUGUUUGUGAGGAACGCAGAUUUCACUGAACACCAGAAUAGCUACCAUCUACUGGGCACUCAUUUACUGGCCGAGGCCUUCGCUAUGGCAACCCUCCGGAGCCUUCCUAUCAUGCACCCUCUCCACAAGGUAUGACAACCUGACACAGACUGGGGUCCCACCAAACAAUGAACUAUCACAAAGUGUCUUGUUUCAAGAUGGAAUCCUCAUGAGGGGAAAUAGCACCACUGUCCGCCCCAGCACCUUAGUUAUUGUUUUUGUUUUUGUGGACGAAACGGACGUGAAGUGCGUCGAGCAGUGUGGUAAAAAAAAAAUUGCAGUACAUAUUCUUCUGUUGUGUCACGUGUGCAAUGAUGUUCGAGGGAAAAACACAGUGUUCGUUGUUUGCAGUAACUUCUUUGUUGUUAUAAUAUCCCAAACAGACAGAUUCCAGCUUUAACGUCAAAUUACUAUGUUAGAAUAAUGGGAUGUCAAUAUGUUAAACUUGGCCCGGUACAGUCAAAAACAUGAUUUCCCUGUCUUUUAUAUAUAUUUCCACACUAUGAGGUUGGAAUGGUGAUGGUGCCCUUUAAGUGUAAGAGGUGUUUGAAAAGACAGACUGAUAUUUCAGCUUGUUUUAGUGGGAUGGAGUUUUGACCUGCCUGGUGACAUAACCAAGUGGUAAAUUAAUGAAUAGACCAAUAAGAAAGAGCGUUCCAAACCUCUCUGCUAAUAACAGCUAGUUUUUAGUUUCCCCCUCCCCACUCAGACCACUCCCAGACUGUCCAAAAUUCUUGCUUGAGAAAUUGCUCUUUGCUACGAAGCUAUUUCUGUUGUUUUUUUUAAACCAUUUUAAUUGAAAACAAUCACAGUAAGGUACUUAAUUGUAGCAAUUGUUAUAAUUUGAUAUUGAGAUAAAAAUGGCUGCAUUGGACCUUUAACAAAUAUUUUUCAAUGUAUAUUUGUAAUUUUCUUUACUUCCCUCUUCCUAAUUGUCUGUACUCGGUCCAGUUGCUGAUUCCCCACUCCGUUAUACCUUGCCGGUAAACACCAUUAGUCGUGAAAAACUUUUUGGACCUGAAGAAGGCUUAACUAAGGUAUUUAAAUACAUUAAAAGUAUACAAAGCUUAAAAGCUAACCCAAUAGACAUUGCUACCCUAAUGAUAACAAAUGCAUACUUUAUUGAAGUGCCCAAAAAAAUUACUAAAAAAUUACAUUUAUCUAGGACACCACUUUAGGACUGGAGGGGUUGAAGGAACUCUUGAAAAGGGCACACUCAGAAAUCACAUACAGCUCCGUCUGUCUGCUGGAGAACAUUGUUGCACGAGGACUGGAGUCCAUCCCGAACUUCUACUACAGGGAAGACGGCCUGAAGUUGUGGAACGCCAUCAACAGGUGGCGCUAUGGCUACACUGAUGGACAUAUCAGUAAUACCUUAGUAACCUUAAUGGCCAUUGAAAUAAUUAUAUUGAAAAAAAUAACACAAACAUAGAUAUGUGCUUGAUUGUUGUGAUGUGCAGCUUUGUCCAGGGGAUGGUGGAGCACUUCUAUUCUUCUGACAGUGAAGUGUCCAGGGACUCUGAGCUCCAGGACUGGAUCAACGAGAUCUUCAUCCAUGGGUUCCUUGGAAACGGAAAGUCAGGUAUGAUGACGCAUCAAAUUCACAGAUGAAAUAUCACUGUUGUAGUUCUAUUGUUUAAGAUCAUUCUCCUCAUCCACUGCCUUCCCAGGAAUCCCUCAGCGAUUUGACACAGUGAAGGAGGUCAUCAAAUUCAUCACCAUGGUGAUCUUCACUGUGUCAGCACAACAUUCCGCUGUCAGUAUGGGAGAAGUGAGAUGAGGAAGAGUGCAAAACUAGUUAACAAAUUACAUUGCAGGACUGAUAAGUAUUUUUUUAAAUAAUAAUAAUAAUAAUAAUAAUAUGCCAUUUAGCAGACGCUUUUAUCCAAAGCGACUUACAGUCAUGCGUGCAUACAUUUUUGUGUAUGGGUGGUCCCGGGGAUCGAACCCACUACCUUAAACAUAUUACUACUUUCUCUAUUCUAGUUUGACUACUGCAGCUGGGUACCCAACAGCCCCAUAGAUCUAGCAUGAGCACCAUUUUUGAGACACUGCCAGACGUUGGCUCAACAGUGGCUUCCAUAUGGCUGCUCAGCAAGAAAUAUUCAGAUUUGUGAGUUUUGACCCCAACGAUUUGACCCUCUUAGAUAUGGUAUUUUUAGAGUCAUGUCUGUGAUAUGCUGCAGUCACUGUUGCUGCAGUCAUUGACCCUGUUCGAAUACAAUUGCGCCCUUCCUUUAUCCCUUCCCACCGUAUUUGCUUGAGGUAAUCACAGGUCUGUGUGUGAGUUAGGUGAAAACAUGGUUUCCACCAGAGGAGGCUGGUGGGAGGAGCUCUAGGAGGACGGGCUCAUCGUAAUGGCUGGAAUGGAAUUGAUGGAAUGGAGUCAUGUGGUUUCCAUAUGUUUGAUGUGUUUGAUACUGUUCCAAUUAUUCCAUUCCAGCCAUUAGAAUGAGCCCGUCCUCCUAUAGCUCCUCCUACCAGCCUCCCCUGGUUUCCACCCCAUUGCUUUCACCAAUCUUACAGUUACUGAUCAGCGAUUUCCUCAAGCAAAUAAGGAAAGAACGGUGCAUUUUGAAAGUAUUCAAACAGGGCCAUUGUUUUUUUUUUUUUUUUUUUUUUAGGGGGUAGAUCAGCUUUAAUAUUUCAGAUAGAUUGUAACUUCCAUCAAUGUAAUUGUCUGCAUCACUUCCAAUCCCCCAUAUGUUUUUUUUCUCGCAAAUAUAUAUAUAUAUAUAUAUAUAUAUAUAUAUAUAUAUAUAUAUACAUACAUACACACAUACAGUGGGGAGAACAAAUAUUUGAUACACUGCCGAUUUUGCAGGUUUUCCUACUUACAAAGCAUGUAGAGGUCUGUAAUUUUUAUCAUAGGUACACUUCAACUGUGAGAGACGGAAUCUAAAACAAAAAUCCAGAAAAUCACAUUGUAUGAUUUUUAAGUAAUUCAUUUGCAUUUUAUUGCAUGACAUAUGUAUUUGAUCACCUACCAACCAGUAAGAAUUCCGGCUCUCACAGACGUGUUCGUUUUUCUUUAAGAAGCCCUCCUGUUCUCCACUCAUUACCUAUAUUAACUGCACCUGUUUGAACUCGUUACCUGUAUAAAAGACACCUGUCCACACACUCAAUCAAACAGACUCCAACCUCUCCACAAUGGCCAAGACCAGAGAGCUGUGUAAGGACAUCAGGGAUAGAAUUGUAGACCUGCACAAGGCUGGGAUGGGCUACAGGACAAUAGGCAAGCAGCUUGGUGUGAAGGCAACAACUGUUGGCGCAAUUAUUAGAAAAUGGAAGAAGUUCAAGAUGACGGUCAAUCUCCCUUGGUCUGGGGCUCCAUGCAAGAUCUCACCUCGUGGGGCAUCAAUGAUCAUGAGGAAGGUGAGGGAUCAGCCCAGAACUACACGGCAGGACCUGGUCAAUGACCUGAAGAGAGCUGGGACCACAGUCUCAAAGAAAACCAUUGGUAACACACUACGCCGUCAUGGAUUAAAAUCCUGCAGCGCACGCAAGGUCCCCCUGCUUAAGCCAGCGCAUGUCCAGGCCCGUCUGAAGUUUGCCAAUGACCAUCUGGAUGAUCCAUAGGAGGAAUGGGAGAAGGUCAUGUGGUCUGAUGAGACAAAAAUAUAGCUUUUUGGUCUAAACUCCACUCGCCGUGUUUGGAGGAAGAAGAAGGAUCAGUACAACCCCAAGAACAACAUCCCAACCGUGAAGCAUGGAGGUGGAAACAUCAUUCUUUGGGGAUGCUUUUCUGAAAAGGGGACAGGACGACUGCACCGUAUUGAGGGGAGGAUGGAUGGGGCCAUGUAUCGCGAGAUCUUGGCCAACAACCUCCUUCCCUCAGUAAGAGCAUUGGAGAUGGGUCGUGGCUGGGUCUUCCAGCAUGACAACGACCCGAAACACACAGCCAGGGCAACUAAGGAGUGGCUCCGUAAGAAGCAUCUCAAGGUCCUGGAGUGGCCUAGCCAGUCUCCAAACCUGAACCCAAUAGAAAAUCUUUGGAGGGAGCUGAAAGUCCGUAUUGCCCAGUGACAGCUCCGAAACCUGAAGGAUCUGGAGAAGGUCUGUAUGGAGGAGUGGGCCAAAAUCCCUGCUGCAGUGUGUGCAAACCUGGUGAAGACCUACAGGAAACGUAUGAUCUCUGUAAUUGCAAACAAAGGUUUCUGUACCAAAUAUUAAGUUCUGCUUUUCUGAUGUAUCAAAUACUUAUGUCAUGCAAUAAAAUGCAAAUGAAUUACUUAAAAAUCAUACAAUGUGAUUUUCUGGAUUUUUGUUUUAGAUUCCGUCUCUCACAGUUGAAGUGUACCUAUGAUAAAAAUUACAGACCUCUACAUGCUUUGUAAGUAGGAAACCCUGCAAAAUCGGCAGUGUAUCAAAUACUUGUUCUCCCCACUGUAUAUACAUAUAUACAUACAUACAUACAUUGUUGCUCUAGUCUAGUCUAAACCCGCCUACACCAAUGAAGUGUACUCAUACUUGAGUAAAAGUAAAGAUACCUUCAUAGAAAAUGACUCAAGUAAAAGUGAAAGUCACCCAGUAAAAUAAUACUUGAGUAAGAGUUUAAAAGUAUUUGGUUUUAAAUAUACUUAAGUAUCAAAAGUAAAUGUAAUUGCAAAAAUAUACUUAAGUAUCAAAAGUAAAAGUAUACAUAAUUUCAAAUUCCUUAUAGGCAAAUCAGGCACGAUUUUCUGGUUUAAAAAAAAUUAAUGGAUAGUCAGGGGCACACUCCAACACUCAGACAUAAUUUACAAAUGAAGUAUUUGUGUUUAGUGAGUCCGCCAGAUCAGAGGAAGUAGUUAUGACCAGGGAUGUUCUCUUGAUAAGCGCGUGAAUGACCAUUUUCCUGUUCUGUUAAGCAUUCAAAAUGUAACGAGUACUUUUGGGUGUCAGGGAAAAUGUAUGGAGUAAAAAGUAAAUUAUUUUCUUUAGGAAUGUAGUGGAGUAAAAGUUGUCAAAAAUAUUACUAGUAAAGUAAAGUAUAGAUACCCAAGAAAACUACUUAAGUAGUACUUUAAAGUACUUAACACCUGUGCACCAAUGACCUGACAGGCCUGAUCAUCACAAAUACAUGACUCACUCAUUUGCUUCUGCUUAUAUCUGGAGAUUUUCUUCUCCCACAAAGUAAUAAAGUGGAAUAUCGUCUGUUUUCCUCAGAUCCCCCUUGGCUCAUACCCAAAUGAAUACAUUGACGCGGCUGAUAGAUACUUUGACGUGACCAAGCAGAUGAUGAAGCACUUUCAGGCAGAGUUGUCCUACCUCAGUGGGUCAAUCAUUGAGAGGAAUUCCACAUUUACACUACCUUAG
Coregonus sp. 'balchen' is the source of this 22830-nucleotide messenger RNA. The record is from the annotation of a GenBank genome assembly. Lineage: Eukaryota; Metazoa; Chordata; Actinopteri; Salmoniformes; Salmonidae.